Molecule: messenger RNA, 952 nt
Organism: Pseudomassariella vexata
Lineage: Eukaryota; Fungi; Ascomycota; Sordariomycetes; Amphisphaeriales; Pseudomassariaceae
Exons: 3
Coding region: 86-949 (287 amino acids)
Source: RefSeq, a predicted model, not a curated record
UGGCGGGAUUAGUGUGUCAUGAUGUGAGUUCCAUUCCAUUUGUUUGUAGUUGGUAACAUCUUCAUCCGUAAGAAAUUUCGAGCGAAUGCAAGUCCACAUGAAAGGAUUGAAACACAUGGUGGGAAAUAGAGGCGGGCUCGAGAAACUGAACAAUCCAUUUCUCAAACUCAUGAUAUCUUGGCUAGACAUCGAAGGAGCUACCUCUCUCAACAUAUCUCCCCACUUCCCAACACUCCAGAAUUCUAUCCAUGAAAUCGAAACCGUCACCUCCACCCAAUUUCUCGAAACCAUCCUCACGAGCUGGGACCACAAAUGUCGAACCCUGGGCGACAUCCACGCGGCUCUUCGCACCACCGCCGGUGUAGCAACGUACAUCAACCAGCAGACCUCCAUGGCCACCGCAGAUGCCGGUUCCAACUUCUGGCGCGACGAUAUCAACAUGGCCCGCCUCCUAGGCCCAGCGUACCAAGAGAUCCUCCGACUCGAGGGCAAACCCCUGCCUCAUGACAUCACGCAUAAAGACUACUCCACCAUCGCGGCCCGGGAAGCUUUCCGCAGAGCGGUGCUGUUAUUUUUAGCGGCUGUCAAGAUCCGGUGGGGGGCUAGAGCGUACGAGUUGCCGCGGCAUUUGGAUGCGUUUAGGCAGAUUGCGAGGUUGCCAGGUGUGCAGUGGGGGGCGGUGCCGGAGAUGAACUUAUGGGCACAUGUGGUGGCUGCUUUGCUCGAGGAGAAAGACAAGAAAGAGGAUAUGAUGGAUAGUUUAUCUGGGGAGAUGGAAGUAGAGAGGAUGUGGCAUAUUGAGACUAUUGUUGGGAUUAUGGGGACUUUGGGGCUAGAAAGGGGAAGGGAGGCUGUCGAUGCUGCCAGGGGCAUUGUGUGGGUUGAGGACAUUUUGGGGGAGAGGGCGGGAGUCUUGGAGAGGGAGAUUGAUAUGUUUCUGGAGCGAUGAGCG